Messenger RNA from Oryza sativa Japonica Group (Japanese rice), 695 nucleotides. Its product is annotated as NADH dehydrogenase [ubiquinone] 1 beta subcomplex subunit 2. NCBI's taxonomy places the organism in Eukaryota, Viridiplantae, Streptophyta, Magnoliopsida, Poales, Poaceae. Gene Ontology annotation, cellular component: mitochondrial inner membrane. The record is from RefSeq and is a predicted model, not a curated record.
GUCUCCUCCCGAAACCGAGGACGACAAGAGCGCGAGCUCCGGCGAUGGGCGGCGGCGGCGGAGGCACGACGUUCACCAUCCCGCACAACAAGCGGUGGCACACCGUCGCCGGCAAGGGCCUCUGCGCCGUCAUGUGGUUUUGGGUUUUCUACAGGGCUAAGCAGGAUGGUGCUGUUCUCUUGGGUUUGCGUCAUCCUUGGGAUGGUCAUGAUGACCAUUCUCAUGGUCAUGGACACGAGCAUGAGGGUUCAUCGUCGCCUCAUUAAACCAACUGCUUCUUAGUGGCCGAGGGAGACUCACUGCUUUGGUUGUUGCAAUGAAAGCCCUGAAGUUAAUAAAGUACAAUCUAUUAAAACUAAGAUGGGUUUUCAUGUUGUUUUCAACUGUUUAAUGCAAACUGGUUAAGUAUUUGCUUUUGAGAUAGCUUCAAUGGUGGAAUGUGUGGCUGGAGAGGAAUAAAAGAAAUUUCAGGAUGAUCACCAGCAGGAAGAACGGGUGGUGGCCUUGGUGAUUCAGAACAUGAAUGAAAGAGUGUUUACGAUUAAUAAUUUCAUAGGGUAAUUCACUCUUUUAUGCACGCUGUGAAAGUUGUAUAAUUCUGGGUUUGUAAUCAUUUGAAACUGUCAUAAACACUUCUUUUUCUUUCCUGCUUAAUAUAAGAACAGGCAGAGCUCUACAGUUGUUGCUCCAGAGUA